UCACAUCAUCAGUGAAGCUCCUCCCUCAUCACUCACAUCAUCAGUAAAGCUCCUCCCACAGCAGUUCUCCAAUAAAUACUGGGAUAUUCCCAUCAGAUGAGCAUCAGAUCAUCAGGAAGAGCUGAAAUCUGCAAAGACUGAGUUUAUUAAAGAGGACAGUGAGAACAUGAGUGAUCCAGAACCCUGCAGAAUGAAACACACUGAAGAUACUGAAGAACAAAGAGACCUGAUGGAAGUGAAGGAGGAGAGUGAAGAACUGAGUGAAGUGGAGGAGGAACAUCAUGACAAACCUGAAGAAAAACCUUUGAGUCGCUCAAAGACUAAAAACACACUUUUAAAGAAAAGAAGAACCAAGAAAUCUACAACCUGCUCUCAGUGUGGAAAGAGUUUCACAACCAAACAUAGUCUUGAUGUUCACAUGAGGAUCCACACUGGAGAGAAGCCGUUCACAUGUGAUCAAUGUGGAAAGAGUUUCUCAACCAAAUAUAGUCUUGAGACUCACAUGAGAGUUCAUACUGGAGAGAAGCCGUUCACAUGUGAUCAGUGUGGAAAGAGUUUCACAUACAAACAUCAUCUUGAGCGUCACAUGAGGAUCCACACUGGAGAGAGACCGUUCACAUGUGAUCAGUGUGGGAAAACAUUUUGUAUGGCAUCAGCCCUUAAGUCACACUUGACAGUUCAUACGAAGGAGAAGCCACAUUCAUGUUCUGUGUGUGGAAAGAGUUUUUCAUGGCUGCAAAAUUUACAUAAACAUCAGAAAAUACACACUGGUGUGAGAGAGUUCAUGUGCUUUGAGUGUGAGAAGACUUUUAUUACAGGGAGUGAUUUAAAAAUGCACCAGAGGAUUCAUACUGGAGAAAAACCUUACAAGUGUUCACACUGUGACAAGAGAUUCAGUUGGUCAACAAAUCUGAAAGCACAUGAGAGGAUCCACAGCAGAGAGAAGCCGCACAUGUGUGAUCAGUGUGGAAAGAGUUUCUCUUUUAAAAGUCACCUGAAGAUACACAUGAAGAUCCAUGCAGUGGAGAAACCACAUGACCACAGAGAUCAUGAUAAGUAAUUCAUCUUUAUAAGCAACAAAAUCUCUUCUGUGGAGGUUAGUCACAGUCAAACCACCCUGUAGCUCAAGACUGGUGGCCAACUGAAGCUAAGUAGUGUUGAGUCUGGUCACAACCGGGUGUGCCUCAUACGUCCUGAAAAGUGAAGCUGCGGGCUCUUUGA
Megalobrama amblycephala (Wuchang bream) is the source of this 1221-nucleotide messenger RNA. Its product is annotated as gastrula zinc finger protein XlCGF52.1-like. Bases 167 to 1060 code for a protein of 297 amino acids. The transcript has 2 exons. The record is from RefSeq and is a predicted model, not a curated record. NCBI's taxonomy places the organism in Eukaryota, Metazoa, Chordata, Actinopteri, Cypriniformes, Xenocyprididae. Gene Ontology annotation, biological process: regulation of transcription by RNA polymerase II. Gene Ontology annotation, molecular function: DNA-binding transcription factor activity, RNA polymerase II-specific; RNA polymerase II cis-regulatory region sequence-specific DNA binding.